AUGAAGGUCAUCCUCUCUGGUGCAACUGGCUAUAUCGGGAAGGAAGUUCUUAGCCAAGCUCUAAAUCAUCCUUCUAUCACCGAGCUCGUAUGUAUCACUCGACGUCCUCUCCCAGAGCCUUUUGCCACGAACCCUAAGGUCAAGGUCAUUGUUCUCGAUGACUUCUUAUCCUACCCUCCACAGGUGCUAUCAGAACUGAAAGGUGCAGAAGCUUGUAUUUGGGCCUUGGGAGCCCCAGCCUUCAGGAUGUCAGAUCUAGAGGAGUGCCGAAAGAUCGAAAUUGGCUUCACGCACGCUGCAGGAGAGGCAUUUGCUUCUUCUCUCGCACCCCAGCUGAAAGAGCAAGGAAAGACAUUUCGAUUUGUAUAUCUGAGCGGUGCCUGGGCCGAACGAGAUGCGAGUAAAAAGUUAUGGUUCAUGCCUCAGACUAGGAUGAUAAAGGGAGAAGUUGAAAGGGGACUUAUUGCUCUACAGCAAAAGGAGUCUAACAAUUUUGAAGUAACCGUUAUUAGGCCAACAGGAGUACUUCCGAAGUAUAUCAUGAUUCCCAAUCUACUCAUCGGGCUUCUCAAUUUCGUAAAGCUAGAUACAGUAGCGUCUGUUAUGGUUGAUGAGGCAGUUGGGGGGGUGAAUGGCCACAGGACUCUAGAAGCUUCGGAUUUGAGAGCCAAGGCGCAAAAGUUAUCUGCCAGUAAUAAGUAA
Molecule: messenger RNA, 702 nt
Organism: Venustampulla echinocandica
Lineage: Eukaryota; Fungi; Ascomycota; Leotiomycetes; Helotiales; Pleuroascaceae
Exons: 3
Coding region: 1-702 (233 amino acids)
Source: RefSeq, a predicted model, not a curated record